This is a messenger RNA of Anopheles marshallii, 1023 nucleotides long. Its product is annotated as guanine nucleotide-binding protein subunit beta-1-like. Gene Ontology annotation, molecular function: signaling receptor complex adaptor activity; protein binding. The record is from RefSeq and is a predicted model, not a curated record. Gene Ontology annotation, biological process: G protein-coupled receptor signaling pathway. The coding region runs from base 1 to 1023 and encodes 340 amino acids. Gene Ontology annotation, cellular component: cytoplasm; heterotrimeric G-protein complex. NCBI's taxonomy places the organism in Eukaryota, Metazoa, Arthropoda, Insecta, Diptera, Culicidae. The transcript has a single exon.
AUGAAUGAAAUCGAAGCACUGCGCCAAGAGGCGGAAACGCUGAAGAAUGCGAUCCGGGACGCACGGAAAGCGGUCUGCGAUACGUCCAUCCUGCAGGCCACGGCACAACUGGAAGCGGUUGGCAGGAUUCAGCUCCGUACGAGACGUACCCUGCGGGGACAUUUAGCGAAGAUCUACGCCAUGCACUGGGGGAACGAUUCGCGGUACCUAGUGUCGGCCUCCCAGGACGGGAAGUUGAUCGUGUGGGACUCACACACCACCAACAAGGUGCACGCGAUCCCGCUCCGUUCGUCCUGGGUGAUGACGUGCGCGUAUGCACCGUCGGGCAACUUUGUCGCCUGCGGCGGUCUGGAUAACAUCUGCUCGAUCUACAAUCUGAAGACGCGCGAAGGAAACGUACGAAUCGCAAGGGAACUGGGCGGACAUACGGGUUAUCUGUCGUGCUGUCGGUUCCUGGACGAUAACCAGAUCGUGACGAGUUCGGGCGAUAUGUCCUGUGCGCUUUGGGACAUUGAGACGGGUCAGCAGUCGACAUCAUUCCAGGGCCAUACGGGCGAUGUGAUGGCACUGUCGUUGGCACCGCAGGGUAAAACGUUCGUGUCCGGUGCGUGUGAUGCGAAGGCGAAGCUGUGGGACAUUCGAGAGGGCCAGUGCAAGCAGACAUUCCCCGGGCACGAGAGUGAUAUCAAUGCGGUAGCUUUCUUCCCGAAUGGAUUUGCGUUUGCGACGGGUUCGGAUGAUGCUACCUGUCGACUGUUUGAUAUUCGGGCUGAUCAGGAGCUGGCGAUGUACUCGCACGACAACAUCAUCUGUGGCAUCACGUCCGUGGCGUUCUCAAAGUCGGGCAGGUUGCUGUUGGCCGGGUAUGAUGACUUCAACUGUAACGUCUGGGACACGAUGAAGGCGGAACGGGCCGGCAUUCUGGCCGGGCACGAUAACCGAGUGUCCUGUUUAGGGGUGACAGAGAAUGGAAUGGCCGUGGCAACCGGCUCCUGGGACUCGUUCCUGCGCGUGUGGAACUAA